AAACCCCAAAUUUUUCAUUCUCCAAUCAAAAACCUUUCCAAUAUACAUACCUACAUAGCUAAUAGGUAGGAAAAUAAAAAGGAAACAAAGACAAACAUCAAAAAAAUAUCUACAGAUAAACCCACAUUUAUUUGUUAUCAAUGAUGGCGGAACAAUCAAACCAGAAAACUGUUUAACCCUUUUUCGCUGUCGUCAGCUCAGCUCUGACACCGUCAGAUCCGGACUUUCUUAAGUCAAAAACAUGCAACAUCAAAAUGGAAAAAAAACCUCCAGACAUCAAAUCAAUUUUUGUUUUGUGUCCUUAUAAAAGACACGCAAAGCUAUACAGAGGAUGUCGUUCGUAGGAGUUAAAUAUGCAACAACAAUCAGGAGCUCUUCCUAUUUAGCUCCAUGCCAAUCAUGAUGGAAGGUGGAACCACCGCAUGCUCUAGUUUUUGAUAACAGUUGAAGUAGAUGAUGGUGGCAGAGAACCCUUAGUCAAAUGGCUUGUGAAAUAAAUGCUCAGUUUCAGUUGCAAUAAGAAAAUCACAAAAUGAACAUCUGGAAAGGAAAAGUUCUCUCGGAAGUGCCAUUCGGACAUGUUUUGGUCAUUGCCGGGAAAAUAAAACCAAAUCCUAAUAAGAUUUGUCUGGACCUUACGGAUAAUAUUAAAGAUUCUAAUGAGAGUGAAACGAUUUUUCUGAAGAUUGAAGCAAACUUCAAGGAAAAUCAAAUAAUUCGUAGUAUGUUUCAGCCUGGCGAAGGAUGGCAACAAGAGGAGAUUUCGAAAAAUUGGAAAAGUGACGUUCCUAAGAAUCCUUUGAUUCCAGGACAAACCUUCAACUUUCGUGUGGCAGUUUUGCAAAAAUGCUUCGAAAUCUAUGUCAACGAUAACUUGUAUGGCACCUUCGAAUAUCUGCAAUGUCCAAAGAAGAUAAACUAUGUGAUGGUGUAUGGUGACUUUGAAAAAAUUACACAGUUCCAUCAUCGUAUGCUGUUCCCUUUGGUAUUUCCACGGAAUUUGUUAUCCUGCGAGAAACUUGCCUUCCAAAGUGAUGUUCCAAAAAAAUAUGAAACAGGUACUGUAGUUGCUAUGGAGUGCAUAGCUCGCGGCCCUCGCUCCACCGAAUUUUCCAUUUGUUUCCAAUGCAACGAAACCAGUCGAGUAGUUUUUAAAUUUCAUGUAAAUUUCGAAACAAGAACGGUGGUUAGGUCCUUCCAGAGAGAAGAUAAUAGUUUCAAUUCUGCAGAUGAGGAAACUGAUGGUGAUUUUCCGUUCGUUCGUGGAAAUUCAUUUAAAAUCGCCUUUGGGCAAGGCGAUAAGGCUUUUAUUGUGGCUGUGAAUGGAAAAUAUUUUACAUAUUUCAAUUUUCCAUUCAGAAAUUUUAGCAUCUCGACGGUGAAGUGCUUGUGCAGUUAUCCGGGAGAUUUUGCAGUUAAUAAACUAGAAUACCAUGAAGACUCACCGCUAUUGAAGAGAGUUGAAAAAUUAUCAGCGAUUUCAUAAGCUUUAUAAAUACAUACAUCCAUGCAACUUUUGGAAUAAAGAUUUAACUUUAAGAUGUUUGUUGUUCUCUGUUGUUAAAUAUUUAAAUUGAAAACAAAGAAAAAAUAUCUUUCCUAAUAAAAUUUAAA
Episyrphus balteatus (marmalade hoverfly) is the source of this 1614-nucleotide messenger RNA. RefSeq lists its product as uncharacterized. The record is from RefSeq and is a predicted model, not a curated record. NCBI's taxonomy places the organism in Eukaryota, Metazoa, Arthropoda, Insecta, Diptera, Syrphidae. The coding region runs from base 533 to 1486 and encodes 317 amino acids. Gene Ontology annotation, molecular function: carbohydrate binding; galactoside binding. The transcript has 7 exons.